AUGAGCCGUAAUAGAUUCCAGAUACUAUUCAGAUUUUUCCAUUUUUCAAACAACGAAGAAGUUGAUGAAAGUGACCGUAUUUACAAAAUAAGAUUUUUGAUAGACCAUUUCAACAAAUUGAUGCAAGAUAUUUAUGCCCUGAAUAAAGAUUUAUGCAUAGAUGAAUCUGUAAUGUCGUGGAAAGGAAGACUUUUUUUUCGAGUUUACAUAAAAAAUAAAAAACAUAGAUACGGCAUCAAGAUAUAUAAACUAUGUGAAAGUAACGGCGUAAUACUGAAGAUAAAACUUUGCAAAUCAGAAGGUCAGGAAGGUGGACAAACUAUAAAAGUUGUAACAGAUUUGUUAGAUGAUUACUUGAAUAAAGGUUACAAGGUAUAUACAGAUAACUACUAUAACUCCGUUGAGCUGACAAGAAAAAUGAGUGCAAAUAAAACUUACUUAUGCGGAACUUUGCAGUCAACCCGUAAGGGUAAUCCAAAAGUUGUGACAUCGGCAAAGCUGAUGAAAGGUGAGAUGAUUUGGAGAAGAAAGGGGGAAGUAGCUGUUUGCAAAUGGAAAGACAAACGCGAUGUUCUAACCAUUUUAAAUAUGCACAAUCCUGAAAUGAUAACUAUCAAAAUCGCAGGAAUCAACUUAAACUAA
Messenger RNA from Parnassius mnemosyne (clouded apollo), 642 nucleotides. The record is from the annotation of a GenBank genome assembly. Lineage: Eukaryota; Metazoa; Arthropoda; Insecta; Lepidoptera; Papilionidae.